GGGCUCCGGGCGCCGGGCUCCGGGCUGGAGGGGGCUAGCGAGGGACUGAGAGCAGGGUCCGGAGCGGCCGCGAAGGCGGGUUCCCAGGGCAACCGCUGCCCGCCCGCCGCCGCCCCGCGCGCCCUCGCCCGGCUCGCCGCCAGCGCACCCAGCGGGGCGCGUCUCCUGCCCCCGGCUUUCGGCCCCGCACACCUCCGCCCUCCCAGCGGCCCCGCCGCUCUGGAAACAAGAACUUGAGGGCAAGAAUCUGGCUUCCCUUUAGGUUAAGAAAAAAAAGCAUUAAAAAAAAAAAAAUCCCCGGACUGGAGAGGUUGCGGGCGCUGCACGGAGUUUGGAGACGGGCGCCCCCUCCUCUCCCGCGUCCAGGAGCAAAGUUGCAGCCGCCCCUCCCCGCCCGGGCGAGCCGAGCCCAGCUCUCCAGUUUCGCCCUGGUGGCGGCUGCGCUCGGGGCAGGGUCCCAGCUCCGGCCGGGUGGAACGGUUCCCGCAGCCUUGGCACGAGCUCGGCAGCCCGCUCGCCGGCCCCGUGACUCGGGAGGGCGAGCGGCUUCCCGGAGGCGGCGGCGGCGCGGCUGGAGCGAGCGAGCAACCGGAGGACCAGCAGGCAGCGGCCGAGCCAGGUAUUUGAUCCUGAUGACCUUUAUGCAGGGGUCAAUUUCUCCAAGGUUCUGAGCACUCUCUUAGCUGUCAACAAAGCCACAGAAGAUCAGCUCUCAGAAAGGCCAUGUGGACGUUCCUCUUCUCUUAGCGCUGCUAAUAGUUCUCAGACAAACCCACAGGGAGCAGUUUCUAGCACAGCUCCAGGGCUGCAAAGGCAGUCAAAGCCAGUGGAGAUGACGGAAAAUGGCAGUCACCAGUUGAUAGUAAAAGCGAGAUUCAACUUUAAGCAGACUAAUGAAGAUGAACUGUCUGUCUGUAAAGGGGACAUCAUUUAUGUCACUAGAGUUGAAGAAGGAGGCUGGUGGGAAGGCACAUUAAAUGGGAGAACAGGCUGGUUCCCUAGUAAUUAUGUCCGAGAAAUUAAAUCCAGUGAGAGACCUCUCUCUCCCAAGGCUGUCAAAGGAUUCGAAACUACUCCACUUACCAAGAAUUAUUAUACUGUGGUGUUACAGAAUAUCUUGGACACUGAAAAAGAUUAUGCUAAAGAACUUCAGUCUCUCCUUGUUACUUACUUAAGACCUCUGCAGUCCAAUAACAAUCUGAGUACUGUGGAGUUUACAUCUUUAUUGGGAAACUUCGAGGAAGUAUGCACGUUUCAGCAGACACUCUGCCAAACCUUGGAAGAAUGUUCAAAGUUUCCAGAAAACCAACACAAAGUAGGUGGUUGUCUACUGAACCUCAUGCCUCAUUUUAAAUCUAUGUACCUGGCUUACUGUGCAAAUCAUCCUUCAGCUGUAAAUGUACUCACCAAGCACAGUGAUGAUCUGGAACGAUUUAUGGAAAAUCAAGGUGCAUCCAGCCCAGGUAUCCUCAUUUUAACAACAAGUCUCAGCAAACCUUUCAUGCGACUGGAAAAGUAUGUUACUCUCUUGCAAGAGUUGGAACGGCAUAUGGAGGAUACGCAUCCAGAUCACCAGGAUAUUCUGAAAGCAAUCAUAGCAUUCAAAACUCUCAUGGGGCAGUGCCAAGAUCUCAGAAAGAGAAAACAGCUGGAGUUGCAGAUACUUUCGGAACCUAUUCAGGCGUGGGAAGGGGAGGAUAUUAAAACCUUGGGAAAUGUGAUCUUUAUGUCACAAGUAAUGGUGCAGUAUGGAACAUGUGAGGAAAAAGAGGAGCGGUACCUCAUGUUAUUUUCGAGUGUCCUGAUAAUGUUAUCUGCAAGUCCUCGGAUGAGUGGCUUUAUCUAUCAGGGAAAAAUACCAAUAGCAGGAAUGGUGGUGACUAGAUUAGAUGAAAUUGAAGGGAAUGACUACACAUUUGAAAUCACAGGUAACAUGGUAGAGAGAUAUGCGGUCCACUGUGGCAACAACCAGGACUUCCAGGAUUGGCUGGAGCAUCUGUACAGGCUGACCCGAGGACCUGCCUCUUGCAGUUCGUUAUCCAAAACAUCAUCGUCAUCUUGUAGUGCUCAUUCCUCUUUUAGCUCUACCGGACAGCCCCGAGGACCCUUGGAGCCUCCUCCAAUUAUAAAACCGUGGAGCUUAAGUUGUCUACGACCUGCGCCUCCACUUAGACCAUCAGCAGCACUAGGUUAUAAAGAGAGGAUGUCUUAUAUCUUAAAGGAAUCUAGUAAAAGCCCCAAAACGAUGAAGAAGUUUCUUCAUAAAAGAAAGACCGAAAGAAAGCCAUCGGAGGAGGAAUAUGUCAUCCGGAAAAGUACAGCUGCUCUGGAAGAGGACGCUCAGAUUCUGAAAGUGAUUGAAGCCUACUGUACCAGCGCCAACUUUCAACAAGGCCAUGGCUCAAGUGCUCGCAAAGAUUCCGUUCCCCAAGUCUUACUCCCCGAGGAAGAGAAACUCAUCAUUGAAGAAACCAGAAGCAACGGCCAGACCAUCAUUGAAGAAAAGAGCCUUGUCGAUACUGUUUAUGCCUUGAAGGAUGAGGUCAAAGAGCUGAAACAGGAGAAUAAAAGAAUGAAGCAGUGCCUGGAAGAAGAGUUGAAAUCAAGAAGGGACCUAGAAAAGCUGGUCCGGAGGCUGUUGAAGCAAACUGAUGAGUGUAUUCGGGCCGAGUCCAGUAGCAAGAGCUCCAUUCUCCCAUAACUAUCACAGUCUGGCUGGCGGAGGGUGCCUGCGGGGUGUCGGGAAAUGUCCAGCUGAGUGAUCUGACUCAGUAUGCUCACUUCUGUGGUUUUUAUUUGGUACCUUAGUCUCUCUCUCUCUCUCUCUCUCUCUCUGUGUUUGGUUCAAUGUUUGUUGUUGUUUGGUUAUUGGUUGGUUGUUUAUUUUUUUGGACAGGGGUAAAAACAAGAGCAGGUGGUAGAAGUCUCCCCAGAGUCUUUUCCAUUCAGUAAGCAAAGGGGAGCUAAUGUAGGCAAAGGACUUACAUGGUCUUCAGAUGGCCUUCAAUUCAUAGUGCCUCUUUACUAGCCAUUAUCCUCGGGUCACUCUGGUUGGGCUGGCUGCUGUCCCAAAGUGGCUGGCCAUGGCUUAUUAAAUGUGAACUUGACUUUUCCUCCAAUGCUUUCCUGUACCUGGCAGCCCCUCAGUACCUGAUUUACUGAAGGCAACACUUCUGGAACUCUGACUGGUGAUCAGCUGCCCAGUGAUCCAGCUGACCUUCCCUGGAUCAUCCUCAAUGCACACUUUUUUAAAAUGACUACCCUAUGUCAUCUAUAAGACCAAGAAAACUGUAGUGCCCUUCCUCCUUUUGUGUUGGUUUACAUUUUAACUCUGUGGGGCAGAAGCUCUGGUCACCCAUGCCAACACCAAAUCCAUUAGCAGAUUGCACUGGACAGUCCCCCCUUCAGUAGCAGAGUUGCCUAUCUCUUGCCAGUGCAUGAUAGGUUUUGUCCCUAGCCUUCUGCCUUGUGUAUAAGUUUUCUAUUUCCCCAGGACUUUUAGCCAACCAUACCAAGUGGUGUGUCAACUGGUAUGUGUGUGCUUUGCUUUUUAAAAAUAUAGGCUGUGAGCAGUUACUUUUAUCUACAUGGCAUAUUCAAACUGCGACUUCUCAUCCUUCAGUCUACACUUGAGGAGAUGUUGCGCCCUAGCAGACAGCUUUAAUUCCCUUAACUGCUCUCCCAUAUAUGCUGUGAGAAGCUGUUAUAGUCCUCAGCCUCUUCGAGUAGGACUCUAAGCAUUAUUUGCAGAAAUGUGCUGUUGGUCCAGCUUGUAUAGCUGGAAAGAAAGGGCCCCUCUAGUAGCUGUGUGCUGGUUACUAGUGAAGCUGAUUAUUUGGAACUGCUUUACUCAAGUUGCUCGUCAAAUCAAACCCUCGCCUUUUUAAGUAUCUGAGAAAUCAAAACUGUGAUAAACCAGGUUUAGAAGAGGGUCACAGAAGGGCAGCACACAUCCAAAUUUAGUGCACUUGAAAGUUGGCCUGGGGCUGUAGGACAGAGCAGUGCCACCUGCCCCGGUCUCUGCCAAAGACAGGAAAUUUGGCCAGGUGAAGGAGAUCGCUGGAAAGAGAGGCCAAGGACCAAUGGACUGAUCAAAGUUGUCGCCCAGAUGCAUUUCAUGGGUUCCUGUAAAUGUGGGUUUUGCAAAUGUUUAGAAACCAAACUUGAAGCUUGAACUCCCCAGCUUGUUAAGCCCUUUUCCUUUCUAGUACAGGGUGGGCCUCAAUUCCCACAGCAAUGGUACGGGGCUGUUGACUGCUUGCUGCACGGCAGAAAUUAUACCAUCCACGGGAAAUGGACUAUUCCUGCAGACCAAUCUCAGCCAACCACACACAGCUGUCUUUGGAAGCUGAAGACAGAAGAAGAUUGCUAGGAAUGGCUGUUGUUCUGUGUUUAUCCUGACAGUUUAGAGAUGCCAUCCUUCACCUCCAAAUGAAAAACAAUAACAACAAUACGAAUCGUAGCAUCUGCCCUGUCUAUGGUUAGUCAAUGGCUUGCAAUAAAUGUGGAAACUAUACCCACAGGAAACAUUUUUGUGAUUACAAAAUACUUUAGUUGAUAAGGUAUAUAGGAUUGCUUAAAAUAUUGAAAGGUCUUUAUUUUACAGUGAUGUGUCCAUGUGCGUGUUUUGGGGACGUGGCCCUUCUGAUGAGAGGCCCUGGGUACUCUGGGUAAUGUAGCUUGUGCAGAGAGGUGUCCGCGCUCUCACUCAACAAUCCUAUAUAGGAAAUGAAGCCAUGUUAACCUGACAGCAGUGUCUCCAUAGUUGUGUUGUUUACAAUACUCUAUAAACGGGUCCCUGUUACCCUGUAGUUAAACUGUUGCCCGUCGAGGCCUUUCAGUUCCUCUUCUGUCGUGUCCCUUCUUACACAGCUCAAAUUUUCUAACUUGUUUUUAUUUUGAAGACUUUUAAAAUGGACAUUUUCAAUAAAUAAGAAUAACAAUGCUUUAUAAAAUAAGUCCUGUGUUUCUUCUUCUUUUUCUUUUUCUUUUCUUUCUUUUUUUUUUCUUUUUGCUAGCUAGUGUGCAGAAAGAUUUCUUAUGCUGUGUCAGCUUCCUCUCCUGUUUCCCUCAUUAGCUCUCCACACUCAUCAGGCCCCUGAACCAGCUUCUACAUUUUUCACUCAGGGCAGAUGCUAUUUGUUCCCCACUUUACAGAGAUAAUAUGUCUCUUGAGAGAGAACCUUCCGUAACUUCUCCACCCCUCUCCUCCGGGCCCCAAACUGUAAACUGCCUGUACCCCUUCUCACCAUUUUCCUUCCAAUAUAAGAGAAAGAGAUGGUCACUUUCUUGUUCAAGCUUGUCCCUUGAUCUUUAGUCUUGUUUCCGUCCCUCUUUAUAUUUUGCAGGAUUUUGUCAAUUUUGCUCUGGUUUGACCACAGUUGGAAUGCUGGUGUCAGUGGUCAUAUUAUCUGUUGCUACUCAACAUCCAUUCCUCCCCCUCCCCCACCCCAAGGCUAAAAAAGUACCUGUCUCAGGCUCCCUUGCAGCUAGGGUUCUGGGUACAGUGUGGGUUCUGAAGCAUUUUCAGUUCUGCCAAUGAAAUGCCUUUGUGCAACGUUUGAAAGCCUUCAGUUAGGCAGAGGCUAUCUUCCUGGGGCUUGGUGGCUGGCAGGGGGUUCCAAGGAUAUGUCGGUGGCUUCUGCACUACAUUCUGUACCCACAGCUUUGUAGGUGACAGACUGUAGUGGAAGCAGCAUCUUCUGAAACUGGAUUUGCAUUACAACUACCGUGUACUGUGACCUUGAAGCCGUAGUCAGUGGAAGCCCCCUGACUUCCACUUCUAUAGACAUCAAUUCGAUAGGCACCUGAUAUUAUCUUCCUGCUUGAGAUCACUUCAGCGUACGAAGCUGAAGCAAGAGCUGUAACAUGGCGCCUCCAAUGUGCUAGGCUCUGCACUGUUUUACCUGGUUAUCCCCAUCUUACAAGUAAACAAAGUAUAGUGGUUGAACAAUAUGCUAGUAUGUGUGGAGCAGGGAUUUGAAACCCUGGUCUGUCUGCCUCUCAAAUUCAUGCUCUUUCUACCGCUUCUCCUCCUCUGCACUUGGUAUUUGCCAAGUAGGCUUCUGCCUCGGCCAUCUACUCUCAUGAAGUCACUGAUGAGCUCUUAUUGACAGAUCCAGGGAGCGCUUUUCAGUACCCGUCUUGACCUCUCUGGGGUAUCUGACCGUUGCCUCCUUGAUAAAUCUCUCCUUCCUUGACUUUCGUGAUCCCAACUUUUGCCGUUCAUUCAGCCUUUCUGACCACCCCUCAGUCUCCUUUGCGGGACCUGUCUCCUGCCUGCUCCCUGAAUGUUGCUGAUCCUUGACGCUCUUUUCCUCUUUUCUUCCUUUCUAUAGCCUCUUCCUGGACAACCUUGUCUAUUCCUAUAACUUCAUUCAUCAAAGUGCAGAUGACUCCCUUGUCCAUAUUCUUCCAUCCUGACCUUUCUCCUGAGCUCCAGACCUGUGGAUGCAGCUACCUUGUGCAUCUCAGCUUGGAUGUCCUACAGCACCUCAAAUUCAGCAUGUCCCAAACUGGACUCCUCAUUCAGAGUCCUAGACCUGCUCUUCUAAUGUUUCUUAUCCCCGUACACAGCACCCUUGGCCACUUAGUUGCCCGAACCAGAAAAACAAGCAUUAUCCUUCAUUCCUUCCUCUCCCUCAACCCCGUGUAAAUUUAUACAUUAACCCUUUAUACAUCUAGUCAUCAAGUCUUAGCAUUUUUAACUCUGUUGUAGCCCCUGACUUUCUCCCCAUCAUCCAUUGCCUAUUUUUGGCAUUUGUCAUCUCUCCCUCGGAAUAAUGCUUCUCUUUGCCUCUUGUAGUCUAGCCCAGUGGUCCCCAACCUUUUUGGCACCAAGGACUGGUUUCAUGAAAGACAGUUUUUCCACAGAUGGGGUUGGGGGUGGGGUUGGGAUGGUUCAGGCGGUAAUGUGAAUGAUGGGUAGUGGCAGAUGAAGUUUCACUCACUCACCCACCGCUUACCUCCUGCUGUGUGGCCUGGGGUUGGGGACCCCUGGUCUAGCCUUUUUGGUGCCAAUAGUCUGGCGUCUCUGGUGUCAGUAGAAUGAUUAUCUAAAGAUCUAUGUCAUUCACCUGUUUAAAAAUUUAAUCUCUUGCUACUCCCCACCACGCUCAGUAAAGUUUGAUCUCCUUGAAUUUCUCUUAAGUCCCAUAAUAUGCCAUUUGUCCUGCCUAGAAUCCCUUUCCCAUCCCUGUCCAUCAAGCAAAUUCUUCCCUUUCUAUUUAGAGUCAGCUCAAGUAUCUAUGUGAACUCAUGAUUUCUAAAACACAUGUACAUAUGUGUCUCUGCAUGUGUAUGUGUACAUUUAUAUGAAUGUAGUAUGUAUGUUUGUAUGUAUUGGGUUGGCCAAAAAGUGCAUUCGGGAUUUUCUGUAAGAUGUUAAAGUGCAUUCGGGUUUUUCUGUAAGAUUAGGAUUGCCAGAUAAAAUGCAAGACGCCCAGCUAAAUUGGAAUUUCAGCUGUACAUCAAUUAAAGUUUUGGUA
This is a messenger RNA of Hippopotamus amphibius kiboko, 7487 nucleotides long. It is a transcript of the gene ARHGEF6, whose product is annotated as Rac/Cdc42 guanine nucleotide exchange factor 6. Gene Ontology annotation, biological process: intracellular signal transduction. Gene Ontology annotation, molecular function: protein binding; guanyl-nucleotide exchange factor activity. Bases 833 to 2701 code for a protein of 622 amino acids. The transcript is spliced from 21 exons. The record is from RefSeq and is a predicted model, not a curated record. NCBI's taxonomy places the organism in Eukaryota, Metazoa, Chordata, Mammalia, Artiodactyla, Hippopotamidae.